AAAUAUAUUAGCUUGAACGUGUGUAUAUGUAUGUUUACAAUUAGUGAAGAUUCAGGAUGGUAAACAGAAGAGUAAUUGUGUCUGGCAGUAGAUGUUGGAUCUUGCAAGAGAUGACGCUGCAAUAUGUUAGAAAAGGAGAUGUGUUCAAGGGAGACAGAACGACAAUCUGCUCGGAAAGUGUGCGAGUCAACUGAGUGCCGUUGUAAAAUUCAAAUUCCACGGGCCAUUCUUACCGAGGAGAAAGAGAUGGGGGUUCAAAACGACAUCACCUGUACACGUCCGAGUGCAGGAAAUCCGCUACUCCGCCGACCUGGUGUUCCCAGAACGUGCGUCGACUUCUUCUUUGAGUCUAAUUCUCGGUCUACAUCAUGUGGAUCCACUUUCUGUAUCGCACAGACCGACCUAGUUAUACGUUUUAUACAUUAUAUACAUUAUAUACAUUCUAUAUGUUUCAAUGAUAAACAUAUAUACUCCGAAGCAGCGCGUGACUAGAUUGUUUGCCGAAUGGAUUUCCGCCUAUUGACGAGCAGUACAUUUUUCAACUGCUAUCUUCUGUCUGAUAUUUUUUCUUCGAAAUGUCAACAGGACGUGGAAUUUUGCAAAAAAGCAGAUCAACUAUGUGAGUUUAUUAGCUCAUAAAAAAUGUCUUUGUUUUUGU
Molecule: messenger RNA, 658 nt
Organism: Acromyrmex echinatior (Panamanian leafcutter ant)
Lineage: Eukaryota; Metazoa; Arthropoda; Insecta; Hymenoptera; Formicidae
Source: RefSeq, a predicted model, not a curated record